Messenger RNA from Mya arenaria, 1272 nucleotides. RefSeq names its product calcitonin gene-related peptide type 1 receptor-like. The transcript has 13 exons. Gene Ontology annotation, molecular function: G protein-coupled peptide receptor activity. Bases 1 to 1272 code for a protein of 423 amino acids. Gene Ontology annotation, biological process: adenylate cyclase-modulating G protein-coupled receptor signaling pathway; cell surface receptor signaling pathway. Lineage: Eukaryota; Metazoa; Mollusca; Bivalvia; Myida; Myidae. The record is from RefSeq and is a predicted model, not a curated record. Gene Ontology annotation, cellular component: plasma membrane.
AUGAUUCGGGAUCCGAACAUAUCUGAAGACGUUACGUUGAUCGGAAAAUAUUCGCAUUUGCCGAAAGGCAGUUCAUUUAAGAAACGGAAGUUGAGGGAGCUCCUUUACUGUAACAGAACAGUGGACAAUUUUGUCGGAUGCUGGCCAGACACUCUUCCAGGACAGACAGCAAAGAUACAAUGCCCGUCCUUACCUGGUUUCAACCUCGAAGCAUUUGCGUACCGGGAAUGCACGAAAAAUGGGACUUGGUUUGUGAACCAGACAACAGGACAGCGCUGGGCAAACUACAGCGAAUGUUACAACUCACACUCCCCGGAGGAUGAUACCAAGCACAUCUACAUAUUCAUUGGCGGGUUUUCUCUAUCACUUCUCAUGCUGGUGGUGUCAUUGAUUAUUUUCUUUAGAUUCCGGCAACUUCGAUGUGACCGAAUUACUAUUCACAAGAACCUAUUUCUUUCCUAUGUGUUCACUGGAAUAUUCUGGAUUUUGUACUACGUGUUAGCAGCUUUGGAUGGCGAAGUUCUCCUGGAUAAUCCGCUCUGGUGCCAAGCCCUGCACAUUAUGUGCCAGUAUUUCAUUGUGUGCAACUUCCUCUGGAUGUUCUGUGAGGGUUUAUACCUCAACACGAUCAUGGUGUACGCGUUCAGCUCGGGGAAGAUUCUCAUCAUCUCCUGUUACAUCAUUGGCUGGGGUAUUCCGGUCGUAUUAACACUGGUGUACACGUUGGUUCGAGAAUCGGACGACUAUCUCACCAUGGAUUGCUGGAUUAAUGAGAGUGCGCUACAGUGGAUCAUGUAUGGUCCGAUUGUAUUUUCAAUCGGGGUAAACGUACUGUUUUUGGUGAAUAUCGUCCGGCUAUUAAUCACAAAGUUACGACAAAUGCCGGAAGCGGAUCAGACCAGAAAAGCAACGAGGGCUACACUGAUCCUGGUUCCCCUGUUGGGUUUACAAUAUCUUCUUUUUCCUAUUCGACCAGAGCCGGGUUCUAAACUGCAGGACGUUUACCACACAGCCGUCGCGCUGCUAAUAUCUCUUCAGGGUGCUUUUGUUUCAACGAUGUACUGCUUCUGUAACGGAGAGGUAAUCCAGCUGCUACGGCGGAAGUGGAACCAACACAAACUGAUGAGCCGAAGCAGCCUCAGGGCGUCUGGGGGUCCCGGUGCCACAUACACAACCAUGGAUCCCGUCACCCAGACGCAAGCGACAUACUUUAGUACCGCGAAAAAUAAGGAUCCACCGAUGGAAAUGGGGAAAAUGGAAUCGUUGGAUUAG